AUGUCGACGAUGCAUUCAGGGUCCGCUAACGGGCCUUCUUCCCAUCCGCCCGAGUCCUCGAGCGAGCAUUAUCGGACGCUGAGUGAAGGGUACGAAGAUGGGAUCGCUGGGGACUCUCCGGAUCUAGGGGACGCCUUGACAGGAGGGUUGCGAGAACCAAUAUCCUUCAAGCGCAAACAGAAACAACCGUCGAAGUUCAGUCUGUCCAAUCUAUUCUCGAAUACCGCCGAAUCAGAUAUCGGACACUCUCGGUUCGGCCACACCAACCCCCGGAACGACCACGUGCCAGAAGAUGCUUCUUUACUAGGAGGGACGGCAAAUGGUGGAAAUCUCAACGUGCAGAAAGAAAGUGGUUUCCUGGAUUGGUAUGUGGAAGGUCCCGGGCGACGAGUCGGAUACGACGAUCUGACGGCGAUCGACUGGAUCUUCGAGUACACCAAAGAGCGCCAACGGAAACGUCUACUCUACUCGAGUGGUCAGGGUCUAGUUGGGCAUGCCCGUAGACUUCUCGAUGCUGGCAAUGUAUGGUUGGUCUUGAUUACGACUGGCGUGCUGGUCGGGAUAAUCGCGGCUUGCAUCGAUAUCACAAGUAAUUGGCUAGGCGACCUUAAGACUGGCUAUUGCAAGAAUGGGCCCGGUGGAGGCAAGUUCUACUUGAACCGAAGCUUUUGCUGUUGGGGCCACGAAGACCCCUCGCAGUGCCUGGACUGGACACCCUGGAGGAAGGCUUUCGGGGUGACUUCAUCUGGUGGCGGGUUCGCGGUUGAGUACAUAUUCUACAUCCUCUAUUCUGUACAUGCCUCGCGCUCUAUUCGUUCGAGCUUGACUAAUGCACUGACUAGGUCCUUUUUGCUGUUUGUGCAAGUGUUCUGCGGAAUUCCGGAGAUCAAGACGGUGCUUGGAGGCUUCGUGAUAAGGCACUUCAUGGGACCUUGGACUCUUGUCAUUAAAUCUUUGGGCCUUCCGUUCGAGAGCUUGAAUCAUAAUGAAGCCCGAAAACGUGAAGUAUUAUCUGCUGCAGCUGCCGCUGGUAUUUCCGUUGCCUUUGGGGCGCCUAUUGGGGGUGUCUUGUUCAGUUUAGAGCAACUCUCAUAUUAUUUCCCCGAUAAAACCAUGUGGCAGAGCUUUGUCUGUGCCAUGGUUGCCGCAGUGACGCUUCAUACAUUGAACCCGUUCCGUACGGGGAAUAUUGUGUUAUACCAAGUUACUUAUACUCGAGGUUGGCAUCGCUUUGAGUUGAUUCCGUUUUUUAUCCUUGGGAUUAUGGGGGGGUUGUAUGGUGCGUUUCUCAUACGCAUGAAUCUCAAAGUUGCUAGAUGGCGACGAACCCGAGUUUGGUCUCAACCGAUCUUGGAGGUUGUCAUUGUCGCUCUUGUCAGCGCUCUGAUUAAUUUCCCAAACAUUUUCAUGCGCUCUCAAAACUCAGAACUUGUCCAUUCCCUCUUUGCGGAAUGUGGGGAUGGUACAGAGGAUCCUUUUGGCCUGUGCAAACCUGGAGCUGCCUCGGGUGGUACAAUAGCCCUUUUGCUGGUGGCGGCCGUACUAGCUUUCUUCCUUGCCUCAGCAACCUUUGGCCUGGAUGUUCCUGCUGGUAUCAUCCUGCCUUCUGUCGCCAUUGGGGCUUUGUACGGGCGUGCUUUGGGUACAGCAUUCAAGAUUUGGCAAGCAGCUUACCCAAAAUUUUUCCUGUUCAGCAACUGUGAGCCUGAUGUGCCCUGUGUCACUCCAGGCAUAUAUGCCAUCAUAGGCGCUGCUUCAGCUCUUGGUGGUGCUACUAGGAUGACUGUCUCAAUUGUCGUCAUUAUGUUCGAGCUCACUGGUGCGCUUACCUACGUCAUUCCUAUCAUGGUUGCCGUGAUGCUGUCCAAGUGGUGUGGGGAUAUUUUUGGCAAGCGUGGUAUCUAUGAGUCGUGGAUUCGGCUGAACGAGUAUCCAUUCCUUGACGACCGCGACGACUUAGCACCUCCCGACGUGCCAGCCAACAAGGUGAUGACUUCUGUUGAUGACCUUACAGUUAUCGUCGCUGUGGGCCAUACAAUUGAUAGUCUCCGGAAUCUUCUCCUAACAACAUCCUAUCGUGGUUUUCCCGUGGUAACUGACACGUCAAAUCCCAUCUUAUUGGGCUACAUUUCACGCAACGAACUCUCAUUUGCUCUGAAAUAUUCAUCUUCGCCUGCUGAUCGCGAGCUGUCUGGUGAGACGCAGGUGUUUUUCGCCCAUCAGCCGUUCGCAGACCCCACGGAAACCCUCGAUCUACGACCUUGGAUGGACCAGACCCCGAUCACCCUGAAUAGCGGCACGAGUUUUCUUAUUGUACUACGCAUGUUUCGCAGGCUGGGCCUGCGGUACGUUAUAUUCGCUGACAAGGGGGUCCUUAAAGGGCUCCUCACGAAGAAGGAUGUUUGGUCUAUUGUUAAUGGAUAUGAGCUCCGUAAGGAUGAGCCUUCUGGAGAACAUGUAUUCCGUCAUGCACAUACGGCUGAAGAGGUUGAUUGGAACAGACUUUUGUUGAUUAUUCUGUGCGAUAUGAAGACUCUCUCCACCCGGAUUUAG
This is a messenger RNA of Aspergillus terreus NIH2624, 2553 nucleotides long. RefSeq names its product chloride channel protein. Gene Ontology annotation, biological process: transmembrane transport; chloride transport. Gene Ontology annotation, cellular component: Golgi apparatus; membrane; early endosome. Lineage: Eukaryota; Fungi; Ascomycota; Eurotiomycetes; Eurotiales; Aspergillaceae. The record is from RefSeq and is a predicted model, not a curated record. Bases 1 to 2553 code for a protein of 850 amino acids. Gene Ontology annotation, molecular function: voltage-gated chloride channel activity. The transcript is spliced from 9 exons.